AUGGAAGACUCCGUAUCCUAUCGUAUUGCAAAGGGCGCAAGAGAGGCCUCGCAUAUUCUCGCUACAUUACCCGCAUCCACACGAAGUGAUACUUUACAAACCCUCUAUACCCUGCUCGGCCAAGAGCAAGCCCUGAUUCUACAAGAGAAUGCGCGGGAUGUGGAUGCAGCGCGCAAGGCUGGUCUUGCCGGUAGUCUCAUCAGUCGACUGGAUCUCAACAAGCCCGGCAAAUUUGAAGCCAUGCGACAAGGUGUGUUGGAUGUCGCUGCAUUGUCUGACUUGGUCGGUACUUGCACACAGAAGCGGCAACUCGACAGCGAUGGCCUUGUUCUACGGCGUGUACUCUGCCCUAUCGGCGUCUUGUUGGUUAUCUUUGAAGCGAGACCCGAGGUGGUCGUCAACAUCACGGCUCUUGCUCUCAAGUCUGGCAAUGCAGCCAUCCUCAAGGGCGGCAAGGAGAGUCUGCACUCCUUCAAGUGUCUCGCUUCGAUUGUCGAGCGAGCCCUCCAGCAGCAUCAGAUCCCUCAAGCUGCCAUUUCCCUUGUUGAAUCGCGCAAUGAUGUCGCAGACUUGCUCAAUCACGAUACCUUCAUCGAUUUGGUUAUUCCACGCGGAUCGAAUGCACUCGUCAAGCAGGUCCAGAAUACCACAAAGAUUGCCGUCAUGGGUCAUGCAGAUGGCGUGUGUCAUGCCUUUGUCGAUGCAGAUGCAGAUCCAGCAACCGUUGCUCGGUUACUCAUCGAUGCAAAGACAGACUACCCCGCAGCGUGUAAUGCCCUCGAGACAAUCAUCCUGCACAAGGACUGGGCUGCAGCGCAUCUGGACAGCCUCCUACAAGCCCUUCAAGAGGCUCAAGUCACCAUCAAGAUGACCAAGGACUUGUUUUCUUAUACAACAAAUCCUGACACGGUGCAAGAAGCCUCGGACGCAGACUUUGGCGUGGAGUGGCUCGAUCUGACAGUAUCAGUCCGCAGUGCUGACUCUGUCACAGAGGCCAUUGCCUUUAUCAAUGCACACUCUUCGCACCACACAGAUACCAUCCUGACAAAUACCCCCAUUCACGCUCAAACCUUCCAACGCGGCGUCGACUCUGCCUGCGUUUUCGUGAAUUGCUCAACGCGUUUUGCCGAUGGUAUGCGAUUUGGCUUGGGCACAGAAGUGGGUAUUGCGACUGGCAAAAUCCAUGCCCGUGGACCUGUCGGCCUCGAGGGCCUCAUGACCUACAAAUGGCUCCUCGACGGCCAAGGACACGAUGUAGCGCGGUAUGGCGCUGGUGGUAGUGCUACAUUCAAGCACAAGGAUCUCCAGGUCGAUGCUAAAGAUGCAAAUUAA
Molecule: messenger RNA, 1332 nt
Organism: Protomyces lactucae-debilis
Lineage: Eukaryota; Fungi; Ascomycota; Taphrinomycetes; Taphrinales; Protomycetaceae
Product: Aldehyde/histidinol dehydrogenase
Exons: 1
Coding region: 1-1332 (443 amino acids)
Molecular function (GO): glutamate-5-semialdehyde dehydrogenase (NADP+) activity; NADP binding
Source: RefSeq, a predicted model, not a curated record